Molecule: messenger RNA, 2193 nt
Organism: Mauremys mutica (yellowpond turtle)
Lineage: Eukaryota; Metazoa; Chordata; Testudines; Geoemydidae
Gene: FAM43A
Product: family with sequence similarity 43 member A
Exons: 1
Coding region: 170-1255 (361 amino acids)
Source: RefSeq, a predicted model, not a curated record
GCGGGAGCAGGGGCGCGGAGCGGCGGCGCCUUUCCCGGGGGAUGCGCGCCCGGCCGGCCGGCCGGUGACUGAGCGCGGCUCUGCCCGGCGGAGCGCCCUGGCCGCCCGCCCCUGCGCGCCUGGCCCGGGCCGUGCGCUGCGCCGGGCCCGCGGGCGGGCUGGCGGGGAGAUGCUGCCGUGGCGGCGGAACAGGUUCGAGCUGCUGGCGGAGGAGCCGCGGCAGCCCAGCAAGGCCAAGGGCUAUGCGGUGAGGCUGCAGUGCUCCGCGCUCGGCUCGCUCGCCCGCGCCUGCCCCGAGGGCGCGCUGCACCGCGUGGGCAGCAUGUUCCGCUCCAAGCGGCGCAAGUUCCGCGUCACCAGCGAGGACCCCACCUACACGGUGCUGUACCUGGGCAACGCGGCCACGCUGCAGGCCAAGGGCGAGGGCUGCACCGACCUGGCCGUGGGCAAGAUCUGGGCCAAGAGCGAGGCGGGCCGGCAGGGCGCCAAGAUGAAGCUGACCAUCGGCGCGCAGGGCAUCCGCAUGGCGCACGCCGAGGAGCGGGCCCCGCGCCGGCCGGGCCACCUCUACCUGCUGCACCGCGUCACCUACUGCGUGGCCGACCCGCGCCUGCCCCGCGUCUUCGCCUGGAUCUACCGGCACGAGCUGAAGCACAAGGCGGUGAUGCUGCGCUGCCACGCCGUGCUGGUCUCCCGGCCCGAGAAGGCGCGGGCCAUGGCGCUGCUGCUCUACCAGACCUCGGCCGCGGCGCUGGCCGAGUUCCGCCGCCUGAAGAAGCGCGACGACGCGCGGCACCAGCAGCAGCAGCUGGUCGGGGAGCAGAGCAUCCCGCUGGUGCCGCUGCGCAAGCUGCUGCACGGGCAGAGCUGCUACAAGCCGCCGGUGGAGCGCAGCCGCAGCGCGCCCAAGCUGGGCUCCAUCACCGAGGACCUGCUGGGCGAGGCGCAGGAGGAGCGCGCCCGGCACUUCGAGUGCGAGGACAUCCUGGAGGCGCCCGGCGGCGCCCCGCUGCUGCUGCGGGCGGGCCCCGGCCGCCUGGACGGGCCGGAGCUGACCCAGCUCAUCAGCGACCUGGGCGAGCUCAGCAUCGGCAACGACCUGCAGGCGCUGCGGGCCGACCUGCGCGUCACCCGGCUGCUGUCCGGGGAGAGCACCGGCAGCGAGUCCUCCAUCGAGAGCAGCGGCCAGGAGGGGGGCGCCGCGCCCUGCAACGGCCAGGAGGAGGGGGGCGGCCAGGAGCCUGAGACCGGCUGAGCCCGCGGCCGGAGGACGCCGCCUGCGCUGCGCUGCGCCGCGCCCCUCCCCGCGCUGCGCCCCUCUCCGCGCUGCGCGGGGCAGCGCUCAGCAGUGCCCGGCGGGGCUCCGGCUGAGCUUUGUGCUCUCCGAGAAGCCGCCAGCUCCCCGCCCUUCCCCGUGCACCGGUACUGCCUGCCUGGGGGAGCCGGUGGGGCUGCACGGAACCUGCGGGGGCCUCUGGGCGGCCGGGUCCGCAGCCCCGGGGAGGCAGGAAAACAGAGGCAAAGGACAGCCUUUGCACAGGACGGAAAGUCAAGGGAGAUACGUGCAAUGCUUUACCCAAUCCUGUGUGCUCACAAGGUGAGAUCCCCUGGGUCUGUCACUGGGCAGGUGCCCGCUCGCUCGGCCCCCUGUUCCAGGUCCCCAGGGGUCAUGUCACAGGAGCAGCCUCUCAAUUUCAUUGGCAGUUUCCACCUCUUGUUAAAAAAUAUUUGUUCGUUUUCAAGGAGGACAGGAAGAGUUUGGCUGGCUUGGUGCAUGAGCUUUGGGUUGUUGACCAGAGACCCUUGAAGAUCUGCCAAAUUCUCCAAACAGCUGUCUUGAGGGAGAGAUGUUGCAUUUUGUUUACAAUGAAAAAUUUAAUAUCUGAGAGGGAGUUUUCUUCCUUUUUAUAUAUUUGAAAAAAACAUUUGUUCCAUUCCAUGCUGUCGUGUAAGAUAUUUUUGCACUGUUGUGAAAUUUUUUUAGCCUUUUUUUUUUGUACCUGAUCCCGUGUUCUCCUAUCUCAAUGUUCUAUAUCUUUUGCUAUGCAAAAGAAAAAUGUAAGUGUGGAUGUUCACUUGUACAUAUGGAAAAAAAUGUAUAUCAAAUACAUUUUGUUAUUUUUAAGGACACCACCGUUUCCGUUUGCACACAAGUGGAGGUAAUAAAGAUGACAAUAAUUUAAGAGAACUGGA